Carica papaya (papaya) is the source of this 2799-nucleotide messenger RNA. RefSeq names its product putative protein kinase 1 (gene PPK1). NCBI's taxonomy places the organism in Eukaryota, Viridiplantae, Streptophyta, Magnoliopsida, Brassicales, Caricaceae. The record is from RefSeq and is a predicted model, not a curated record. Gene Ontology annotation, molecular function: protein serine/threonine/tyrosine kinase activity; ATP binding; protein serine/threonine kinase activity. Gene Ontology annotation, biological process: meiotic spindle assembly checkpoint signaling; chromosome segregation; mitotic spindle assembly checkpoint signaling. Gene Ontology annotation, cellular component: kinetochore; nucleus.
AGGACGUUCCUUUUGCCAUGUCUAGCCUUCUAUCGGACCGGUUUUUCAUGGUUGCAGACGAAGGGUUACCGUAACCUUCUACUUCGACUCUUCAAGUUUCAACACUGACUUACUAAAUUUUCCCUUCUGGAGACCGGAAAUGCCGUUGACAUCCGCCCAUGGACAGGGAGGCUAACCUUCCGGUUCCAUCAGCUUCGGUGACCAAUAAUCUAAUCCGUCCUAUCUUAAUUCAGGAAACGUCGUCGUCUUCUUCUUCAUCCAUUUCUUCGUGCUCUUCGCCGGACUUCCUCCGGCAUGUUCAAGCCGCCUUUAAGCGCCACCGACCUCUCGGUAAAAUGCAGAGCAAUAACAUAGGGCCCAAGCGUAGUGUGGUUCCUCAACGUGUAGCGUCUAGAAACUCAGUGCCAGAUGUGGAUACUUUAGCAGAUAGAAAGAAGUCAGAUUCAUUAAAACAGAAUCAAGCUGCAAAGGUUUUAAUCACGCACACCAAGAAUACAACUGUUGUUGGGGAAUCUCAUGAAGAUGCAUCGGUCACACCACCUUCCAUUUCAGGCACUAUCACUAGCGCUUAUGAUGAUAACCUGAUACCAUUUGGUUUGCAGAGAGAUUUCAAGCCUAUUAUUGUUUCUAAAGAGAGCAAUCCAUCUGUAGAAUCUCAACUCGUUGAUGGCCAGAAAAAAGUCCAAUUUCUAACUGGAGAUGAUGCCAAUGGUCAAGAAAUGGAAUGGGAUGCAAGCAAUCAUAUGGAGGCAUCAGCCAUAACUGUCAACAAAGAGCCAAGGCAACAUAAUCCUCAAACCAUGGAAUCUGAAAUCAGUUUGAAGUCCCAUGGAGCUUCUUCACUUGUAAAGAGAACGAUGUUUGUUCAGGAUCAGCUGCACCAAUUCAGUAACUUUUUAAGCCAACCUGCCACUCAAUCUUCAGUUGUGGGGUCAUCGUGUGCUACUACAAUAUCAAUACACUCCACUUCAGCACCCAUGCUUAAUUCGACAACCUACGUCUCUUGUUCUCAUCAAGAAGGUAGUCUUCAAGCAGUGCCUGAACCUUUGGGAGAUUUCAAUGUGAACUCUGAACCUAUAAAUCGAGAAAAUGCAAUGCCCUCGUCAUUUUCUUCAGUCAAGGACACAAGUGCUAUGUUGGUUGAUCAAGCAGUUACAGCAGAGGCAGCUACCUCUGCUAUCGACACCCAGGUAGAAGUUCAGGAAUGUGAUAAUGUUAGGCAGAAACAGGACAUUAAGGUGAAGGAAAAUGAAGUUCCAAGGAGUUCUCAUCCUAACUAUGAUAAGUCAAAAAAAAAUCCAGGAUUUUCAGUGAAUGUGAAUGACGUCCAACCUCAUGCUUCAUUGCCCAAAAAAUUGCCUUCAGACUUGAAAUUAGAGCCUUAUAAGCAGGAAAAGCAAGAAAAGGUUGCAAGUGGCAAAGGGGCCUCAGCACCUCGUAAACGUAGUUAUGAUCCUGACUUGUUCUUCAAAGUCAAUGGAAAGUUCUAUCAAAGGCUUGGGAAGAUAGGUAGCGGAGGAAGUAGUGAAGUCCACAAAGUUAUCUCUUCUGAUUGUACAAUAUACGCACUUAAGAAAAUCAAGCUUAAAGGUCGUGAUUAUGCCACCGCAUAUGGGUUUUGCCAGGAAAUUGAGUAUUUAAACAAGCUGAAGGGGAAGACCAACAUUAUACAGUUAAUAGACUAUGAGGUGACAGAUAAAACUUUGCUCCAGGAAGUCAUGAGUGGCUCCAUGAGUAAUAAAGAUGGCAGAGUCAAGGAUGAUGGAUGCAUAUACAUGGUGCUUGAAUAUGGAGAAAUUGAUCUGGCUCACAUGCUGUCCCAGAAAUGGAAAGAAAUUGAUGGGUCUAAUCAGAUAAUAGAUGAGAACUGGCUUCGGUUUUACUGGCAGCAAAUACUUCAAGCUGUCAAUACCAUACACGAGGAGCGCAUUGUGCACUCAGACUUGAAGCCAGCCAAUUUCCUUCUUGUCAAGGGUUCUUUAAAGUUAAUUGAUUUUGGUAUUGCCAAAGCCAUAAUGAGUGAUACAACUAACAUUCAAAGGGAUUCACAGGUAGGUACUUUGAGUUACAUGUCUCCUGAGGCAUUUAUGUGCAACGAGAGUGAUGCAAAUGGAAAUGCGAUAAAAUGUGGUCGGCCAUCAGAUAUUUGGUCUCUUGGCUGUAUACUUUAUCAGAUGGUUUAUGGGAGGACUCCAUUUGCCGAGUACAAGACUUUCUGGGCAAAGUUCAAAGUAAUAACGGAUCCAAACCACAAAAUAACAUAUGAACCAGUCUCUAAUCCAUGGCUUCUUGAUAUUAUGAAGAAAUGUCUUGCAUGGGACCGCAAUGAGAGAUGGAGGAUUCCUCAGCUACUUGAACAUCCUUUUCUUGUGCCCCCAGUUCCUCCACAAUCAUCUUCCUCUCAGAAUAAAAAUGUUAAAUUGCUUCAACUUAUGGCUGAAGCUUGUGGAAAUGACCAGGAGGCUUCCAUGAUAUGUCUUCAGCUCAGCCAACUCCUAAAGGACCCACUCUCAUCGGCUACUGAGCUAUCAACAUCACGUGUGCAACAGUGUAAGUUGCUCUUGCAAAUGUCAAAGCUUUGCUAUCAGCUCCAGGAAUGUUUAGCAAAGUCAGAAGCAAAGUAGGUAAAAAUGCGAGUUUGUAAAUCAUAAUGUUUGUUAUAUCAUCAACUCCUGAAUGUUCUUUUGGGCUAUAUAGAAUGUUUAAAUAUGCAGAAUUCUGUUAUACCCCUUUGUAGCAAAAAUAUUGUAUUAAUUGUGUUCAUUAUCUGUGCCAUCUGCUCCCUUGAUUAGAGCUGUC